Molecule: messenger RNA, 4886 nt
Organism: Linum trigynum
Lineage: Eukaryota; Viridiplantae; Streptophyta; Magnoliopsida; Malpighiales; Linaceae
Source: the annotation of a GenBank genome assembly
UUGUAAGACGCUACGAUUUGGUAUUUAACCCACGCUUUUAUUGUCGACUUGUAUGAUGACUCACAAUUGGGGUGUGCCGAGUGUUGGAGGAGCUAUACUAGAAGAGGUCAGUUGACUUGCUCGACAAGUCGACUUCUGUUUUUCGUUUUGGCCUCCUUGGAGUUUUAAUAGAGCUGCCCAUCUUGUGGCUAAAGAGGUUCUUUCAUUUGUAGUUCGACUAUUGGUUGAUAGCCUCCCGUGAUUGUUUACCCUAAGUAUAGCUGCUGGAUUCUCUCAGAAGCUAUUUACGCGCUUUCAGACCUUCGCUAUAGAAUACAUCUGGGCGAGACCUUAGGCUUUUUAGGUCUUCUACGCGUAGGCAUACCCUUUCUUUCUUCUAGCUAGGGUAGAGAAGGGAGAGGAACGAAUAUACUCGGUAAUGACCUAACGAGAGAGAUGGUAGUGAGGCAAUGAAUAUUGUCUGUCUUUUGAUUUAGUUCCAAGUCUUCGAUGUCCCUCGGAGACUGACAAGAGUCAGAAUGGGUACUAACCUAGUAGUAGAAUUCUAUUGAUGAUAGGCAUUUUGACGACUCACUGAACUUUCUAGAGUUGAGUUCUCUCUUCACUUAAGAAGAUUGAUAUCUCCAUUGCCCUAAUUAAUAUUAGCCAAGACUAAUUCCUUCUAUGCAUGCGAGGUGGGGGUGACUUCAUAAUUCUGGUCUCAUUUUUCCCUUCUCUCGAUUCACGAUCCUUGCAGCUGAAUUAAUCCCCCAUGUGUCGGGACUUGAACCGUGGUGGUGCUCCCUAAUGAGAGGAGCAAGGACUCUUUUUCCAUGGUUUAUGUACUCUAACUAUGUGAUUGAAUGAUUAUUCGUUCGUCUAUGUUAAAAAAAAAAGAACGAAAACUCAUCAACGAAAAACGGGAAGGAAAGGAUCAACAGGAAAUCAAUGGGAAAUUGAAACCAAUGAUAAACAAAAUCUAAAAAUAAGAUUUACUUUAAUUAAAUUUCAACAAGUACUUAAAUUGGAUUCGGUUAGUGGUUCCUUUGAGGCUUUGAAAAUGAUUCUACCACAAUAUGACCAAUUAUUUCCACAAGGUUUCAACUGUGAAAAGAGAAAACAAAUGGUAGCCCACCAAGCUCUCUCCGCCUUCUAAAUUAGGCCACUCUUGUUGCUUAACUAAUAUCCACAUGGAAAUUUUAAAUUGUUUUUCAUAUCUUGUGCUUGAUCUAUUAUUAUUCCUAUUUAACCCUUAUUUUUUGUGGAUAUGGUUGUGGUGCUAUCUUAAACUUUUAUCAUCUUGCAUGCACCCCCAGAAACAUAUCCCCUUUCUCAUGUCAUCUUUCUGGGUACCUCCAGGAUUACUUUGAUAUUCCCAGAUUUUGUUCCUUUUCUUUUAAGCUUUAAUUCAUUCGUUCAUCCAUGAGAUUUAUAAAAUUAAAUUAAAAAUUAAAAAAGUCAUAAAAGAAAAAAUUGAGGAAGAGGUGGAGUUUUUGUAAAAAAGGGAAAUAAAAAGAAAAAAAAUUAUAGGCAAGUUGUGGUGAAAGAGAUAAAAUUAUGGUGAAAUAUGUGUUCAUCCUGUUCUUCUCUUUCGCGACGAUAGUUCCGUGUUUGCUUGCAAAUAUUGCAUAUUAUGAUGACGUGUGGCAAAAGAGGGCGGAGGAGGCUAAGAAGAACACCUUGGAGGCUUACGUUCCGAAUCCACUAGAAACAGAUGAAGAUGCAGACUCUCAAUCUAUGCAUAUUGGCUCCCCUCCACCUACAUCAAUGGGUCCGUCAUCGAGUACGGGUGUUGUAGUGAUCAAAGGUGGCGACAAUAAUAAUAAUAGCAGCACCGACCAAACCGUCCCUGAAAGUGAAGUAGAGAAUAGCGGCGGUGGAGAUAGCAACACUACGAGGAGAGGUUUGAGGCAAGGCAAGACCAUGUACAGAGGGCCAUGCGAGAAGACCAAUCCCAUCGACAAAUGUUGGAGGUGCAGGAGGAACUGGUCAACCGACCGACGUCGUCUGGCCCAAUGUGCACUUGGGUUUGGCCGCAAAACCACCGGAGGGGCAGAUGGGAGGCUCUACGUCGUCACCGAUAACAGUGACGACGACUUCCUGAACCCUAGGCCGGGGACUUUGCGCUAUGCAGUGAUUCAAAGGGAACCAUUGUGGAUCAUAUUCGCGCAUGAUAUGAACAUCAAGCUGAACAAAGAGCUUAUCAUGGCCGGAAACAAGACCAUCGAUGGUCGUGGAGCAAACAUCCACAUCGCUUAUGGCGCAGGCAUUACGAUACAAUUUGUUAGUAAUGUUAUCAUCCAUGGGAUUCACGUCCAUCACGUUGUGCCCACGAGCGGGGGCUUGAUCAGGGAUUCGGUCGAUCAUUUUGGGUUUAGAACUCAAAGUGACGGCGACGGGAUCUCGAUUUUUGGGUCCACUAACGUUUGGAUCGAUCAUGUCUCGAUGUCGAAUUGUACAGAUGGUUUGAUUGAUGCAAUUCAAGGAUCUACCGCCGUCACCCUCUCGAACUGUCAUUUCACCCACCACAAUGAUGCGAUCUUGUUGGGGGCAAGUGAUAGCUUUUCAGGAGAUCAAUUCAUGCAGAUCACAGUUGCAUACAAUCAUUUUGGACAAGGGCUGGUGCAGAGAAUGCCAAGGUGCAGAUGGGGUUUCUUCCAUGUGGUCAACAAUGAUUACACCCAUUGGCGUUUGUAUGCUAUUGGAGGAAGCCAACAUCCCACCAUUAUCAGCCAGGGCAAUCGCUUCAUCGCCCCGCCGGAGAAGGAGCUGAAGCAGGUGACCAAGAGAGACUAUGCAGCAGAAUCUGAAUGGAGGAAUUGGAUAUGGAGAUCAGAGGGUGACUUGUUCAUGAAUGGAGCAUACUUCAUUGAAUCAGGGAAUCCAAGUUUGAAGCCAAGACCAGCUAAGAAGUUCAUGCUCACGCCAAAACCAGCAGUGUUAGCGACGAGGAUGACAAGAUAUGCUGGAGCACUUGAGUGCAGAGCUAGGCAACCGUGUUAGGCAAGUUGAAGCAAUCAAAACAAGAGAAAGAAGCCUUUAAAAGAAGGAUGUGAUGGAUACAUGAUUUGUACAUUAAGAAAAACUAGUUUUUUAAUCCGCCCGUUGGGCGGUGCAAAUUGAUUUAUUUUUCAUUAUAUUAUUUUAUUUUAUUAUGAUUCAUGUAUGUUACACUAUUAUACAUGAAAAUUUCAAUCUCCUUUACCUUAUUUCAUAAGAAGAUAUUGUUAGACCCUUUGUAUCUUCCAUUUAUUAAUGAAACACUAAUUUUAUUAAAUUAUUUUAUGUAAACUAUUUUGUGUCUACUAUUUAUUAUUAUUAUUUUAGAUCCUAUGAAUAUCAUGCAGUAUAAGUUAUCCAUGUAAUUUUGAUAGAGCAAGAAAUCUCAUUAGCAUCCACAUAAUCAAUCUUCUGCUUAUCCAUUUUAGUUUACCUUAGCAAUGUUCUAGCAUAACCAACCAGAAAUAGAACUAUCAACUAUUAUUAAUUUAUUACAAUAAUAUUUUCAGCAAAUUUAACCGCAUAUAAAUAUAAUUGAUAUUUAGUAGAGGGCUAAAUAUCCUAUGCAAAACGAAUAUUUUUUAUACCUAAUAACAACAUAGACGAAUAGUGAAAGUUGCAAACUUCAGUACAACUCAAUUCGUUCCAUCUUAUGAAAUCCUCAAUCAUGAACUGGAUUGAUGCAUCAAUCCACGCUAAGAAAACAAACAAAUGACAUUGCACACUUUAAUAAAUUGAAAGAACAUCGACAUAGACAAUCCAAUGACCACCACUACCACUUUAUUUGUGACCUUUAUAAAACUCCACAUCCCUUCUACUUAUACCCCCUGCUACUUACUACUUACUGACUAUAUCAUCAUUGUAAAGCUAGCUAGUAGCAAGCCACUCAUGAACAUAAUAAAUAUAAAAACAUCCUCUAAUGGAACAUGGUAAGGUGACAAUCCUCACAAUUUGUUUUCCAUUUUAGCAUUUGAUGAAUAAUAUAAAAGAGAAAUGCUAGAAAUCUCGAACUUUUGAGCAAAGAAGAAAAGAUUUUUGUUUGUUUUUACAGGGCUUGACCCACUCAAUUAAUUGUAUUCUUUCUAAUGAUGGGUUUUAUUUUUAGAGAGCUAAUUUAUACAGAAAAAAAAAACGUAUAGAAACAAACUAAAAGGUUGCAUUCAUUGUUAUUAACUUAAAUUUAUGUGUUAUUAAUGAUAAUGACGAUUGAAAGUGUUAACAUAAGGUACGUCAUUUAUAAUUAAAACUUGCCCACCAUGAAAGGAUGAGAGCUAUCCAUGUGUUGAUGUGGUAGUAAUUUAGUUUUGAAUAAUACCUAAAGCGAAGAUGAAAGACAAUGGUAGAUCAAGUAGGGCAAUUUACAACCCUGCCACCAUAAUAUGAAAGUACUUAAGAAAUGGAAAGAAGAGUAGAACCCGACCAGUUAAUCACAAGCAACCAAAUACCGUUGGAGAAGAGAGGUCAGUCAUCAGCUGCGGAUCACGGGAGAAUAGGGAGUUGUCGAUAAUACUUGGCUUGGUUUACUUCGUAUUCGCAAUGAUAAGAACUUUUUUGCCAAUAGGAACAAUAUAUUACAACUACUCAAUUAUUUCUCAUCUAAUUGCUGCCUCUUGUAACUGACGCAAUGAAAAAAAACUCUAUAUGUCUUACCAUUUUCCUUACAUGUUGAUGUAUCUAUGCAUAAAAUAGUAGAGAAGAAAACAGAAAUGCUAGAAAUCUAAAAAUUUUGAGUAAAUAAGAAAAGAGUUUUGUUUGUUUUAUAGGGGUUGACCCAAUUUCUAUCUUUGAUUUUUCCAAUUUUAUUUAGAUCAUCUACACCGGAAAAUCAAUAGUAACAAACCAAAAGAUUGCAUUAAUUGUUAUUAACUUAAUGCACAUUUUAAUGAUAAUAAUGAUGAUUUUAAGUG